Lineus longissimus is the source of this 1696-nucleotide messenger RNA. Its product is annotated as divergent protein kinase domain 1C-like. The record is from RefSeq and is a predicted model, not a curated record. The transcript has 4 exons. Lineage: Eukaryota; Metazoa; Nemertea; Pilidiophora; Heteronemertea; Lineidae. Bases 141 to 1418 code for a protein of 425 amino acids.
UGGAUGCCAAAAGGCAAAAUAUUGUAAAUUUUGACAAAUAAAAUGCCAAAAACUUCAUGUUAAACUUCAGAUCAAGUUUUAAAGAUACUGUGAUAUGUUGCAGAUGACUUUAGUGAACCUUUGAAGCUCUCUAUUUUAGGAUGAUGAAGACCAUCAGAUGGAAAUGUCGCUCUGUGCUAAAGCUGAUGAUCUUCGUCAUUUUGGUUGGACUUGUCAUUUAUGGACUACAUAGUCUAAACAAGGCUGUCAAGAAGAUGCAGUGUUCGGAUGAACUCUCAAGGGAUAUGUUAGAUGCCUUAUGUAAACUCUAUGAGAAGAACAAAGUUGGAGGAAACCUGUGUGACGACAUCUGCAAAACUGGAAGCAUCAAGUUAAAAAAAUGUCUAAACUAUCGUGGAGGGAAGAAGAUCUUUUUAGCUACUUGGAAUAUGAAAACAAUUAUUCUGAAAUCUAAAAAAGGAUAUCUGAGGGACUACGAUCCAAUCUGGUAUCAAGACCCCAACAAGCCGAACCACAUUUACCCUUCUGUGGAGGAAUUCGCCAUGACAAUACGUACCACAAUCCAAGACCGUAUCAGUAUCAAACUGCCUGGACGUUUAGAUGUCAAAAUGUUGGUGAAUCAAAUGUGGUCUGUUGGUUAUGAUGAGUAUUUCAAUAAUCCAUUCCAGAAAAAUCCCAGGGAGUCUGGGUUGGACAGUAUAUAUAGCCUUCUUCAGCAAGACGAAUACCUGAUGAUGAAACAUUUUCAAGGCUCGCAAUUCUUCCCUGACAUAUACGGAACUUGUGGACACUUUUAUGCCAUGGAAUUUGUUCCUCCUGGUACAGUUCUUGAUCCAGCAAUUUUCAGUUUUAAAGAUGAAUCCACAUGGAACCAACGUCGAAUAAUCGCAUUAAAACUAUUAGACCUUGUGUAUCACUUAGAACACAACUUUCAUCAGCCUCUCCACAUGUGCGAUGUGAAAAAUGAAAAUUUCGGAUUGACUGCUGACGGUGGUGUAAAAGCCAUCGAUGUCGACAUGGCGUAUUUUGAUGAGAAUCUCAAAUUUCUUAUGAACCAAGAAAACUGUACAAAGCAUUCGGACUGUGAUUUCUUUGAUUGUCGAGGAUGGUGUGAUUUCAAAACUGGUUACUGUUCUGAUCGUAGGAUUAAUAAUAAUUUGCAGGCUGUUUGUAGUGAUGUCUUCCAGCAGAAGUUAGGAAAUGCUUUCAAAGGCUUGUUACGCAGACCACCUCGACAGUUAGUAGCCAGAUUCAAUGAGGUGCUGGAGGAAUGUGCCAAUCCGUCCGCAAUUCAGGAAGCGGACAUCCGACUGAAAGCACCAGAUGAAACGUACUGGAAACUGUAUAACCUACUACUGGAAAGCAACGCAGACCUGCUUCCUGUCGAGAAUGGUCAUUUGCAUGAUCAUGAACAUUAACAUUUGUGCUAUAAAAAGACUGAAAUAUGCAUGGUUUAGUAAUUUAUGUUAUCCAUUAGUUUCAUUUGUGUAUUUUUUAUUGAAUAGAUGUACCUUUUUCAGAGAAAUUCACUCCUCAUCACCUGGGCAUAACAGAAAUGUACAGCAUACGCAGGUGAAGGCCUAAAUUAUUGACCCCCUUCCCCUUGAAUGCGUGCACACUUCUUGUAUGGCACUGUGGCUUCUGAUGUUGGCUGUUAUGUAUAAUGACACUUCCAGAUACAUUUGUAUGUUUUUAU